CUCUGUCCCAGACAACUAGACAAGGGUUAAAUGUAUGGAUAUGUGCAUUACCGAACUGGGUGCCAUUCUAAACCACGCCCAUUUGAUUUGAUAGACCAAAAUAACAUAAAAAGAAAAGGGAAAAGGGGCAUGGUUUUUGGAAGGAGAGGCUCCUCCUCUACCACCAUUUCGAGCCUCCGAAGAAUCGCAGCGAGGGCGUUCUCUUCCUCCUCCUCUCCCUUUCGCGGAAUCCACGUUUUCCAAUGCCCGGAUGCGGUGGGAAUUGUUGCUAAGCUCUCAGAUUGCAUCGCCUCUAGAGGAGGUAACAUACACAGCGUCGAUGUCUUCGUUCCUGAGAAUAAACAGGUCUUCUACUCCAGGAGUGAAUUCGUAUUUGAUCCUCUACGAUGGCCGCGAGAUGUUAUCGACAGUGAUUUCCUCAAAUUAUCGAAAAUAUUCAGUGCAAAAAAAUCAGUUGUUCGGGUUCCCGAUCUAGACCCCAAAUACAAGAUUGCAGUUCUUACUUCAAGGCUGGAUCAUUGUUUGGUGGACCUGUUACAUAGAUGGCAGGAGGGUAGGCUUCCUGUGGAUAUUAGUUGUAUAAUAAGCAACCAUAAUAGAGCUCCGAAUACUCAUGUUAUACGUUUUCUCGAAAGACAUGGGAUUCCAUAUCAUUACUUACCGAGGACUUUGGGGAAUAAAAGAGAACAAGAAAUCCUGGAAUUGGUUGAAGAGACCGAUUUUCUUGUGCUUGCAAGAUAUAUGCAGAUACUGUCCGGAAAAUUUUUGGAAACUUAUGAUAAAGAUAUCAUUAACAUUCACCAUGGCCUUCUUCCGUCAUUCAAGGGCAGAAAUCCGUCCAAACAGGCUUUUGAUGCUGGGGUUAAAUUAAUUGGCGUAACAAGUCAUUUUGUAACGGAAGGGCUUGAUGCUGGCCCAAUUAUUGAACAAAUGGUUGAGAGAGUCUCUCACAGAGAUACCUUACGGAGCUUUGUGAUGAAGUCGGAGAAUCUUGAGAAGCAAUGCCUUGCACAAGCAAUGAAAUCUUAUUGUGAACUCAGAGUGCUUCCUUAUGAAUCCAACAGAACUGUUGUAUUCUAAGAGGGCCUUGUACAAUGUUGUAAUAUGUAUUAUUUGGAAGUUAGUAUUCUGUAAUGUCUUACAUAUUUAAUUUUCUUAAAUUUCUCAAUGUC
Messenger RNA from Ananas comosus (pineapple), 1172 nucleotides. RefSeq names its product formyltetrahydrofolate deformylase 1, mitochondrial-like. The transcript is spliced from 9 exons. Lineage: Eukaryota; Viridiplantae; Streptophyta; Magnoliopsida; Poales; Bromeliaceae. The record is from RefSeq and is a predicted model, not a curated record. Gene Ontology annotation, molecular function: formyltetrahydrofolate deformylase activity. Gene Ontology annotation, biological process: 'de novo' IMP biosynthetic process. Bases 31 to 1080 code for a protein of 349 amino acids.